CUGAGGGAAUGUGCAGCUGCCAAGCUUUGGAGAGUUCUUGUUGACCCUGACCUCCACAGGCUACCAGGGCAUCCAGACUUCCUGAGGUGAGACCACUCACAGUAGACUCUGAAACAUGGAUUCCGAAGGAUUCAUGCAAGCUUUCCAGAAUGAACUAACCUGCUCCAUCUGUAUGAACUACUUCAUAGACCCCGUCACCAUAGACUGUGGGCACAGCUUUUGCCGUCCCUGCCUGUACCUCUGCUGGGAGGAAGACCAGACUCCAAAGAGCUGCCCUGAGUGCAGGGGACUAUCAGAGAAGCCAGAUUUCAAAACCAAUAUUGUACUCAAGAGGCUGGCUUCCCUCGCCAGACAGGAUGCAGCUAAACAAACCAACAGCUCGGAGGCGCAGAUCUGCGUGACACACAAAGAAGCCAAAGGACUCUUCUGUGAGGUUGACAAGACCCUGCUCUGUGGCCCCUGCUCUGCGUCCCCAGAGCAUGCAGCUCACAACCACCGUCCAGUACAAUGGGCUGCUGAGGAAUACCGGGAGAAACUUCUAAAGAGAAUGGGCUCUUUAUGGAAAAUGACACAAGAAAUGCAAAACAAUCUGAAUCUAGAAACUCACAAAACUCAGUCAUUAGAGAACUAUGUGGCCGUAAGGAAGGUGAUGAUCAAAGUUCAGUAUCAGAGGAUCCACCUGUUCCUCCGGGAGGAGGAGCAACUCCAUCUGGAGGCACUGGAGAAAGAAGCGAAGGAGACUCUCCAGCAACUCAGGGAGAGUGAAUUCAGAAUGACUCAACAGAAAGAGAGUCUGAAAGAAAUGUACAGAGAGCUGACUGAGGUGUGCCACAAGCCUGACGUGGAGCUGCUCCAGGACUUGGGCAAUGUAUUGGAAAGGACUGAUUUGGUACAGAUGCGAAAGCCUCAGCCAGUGAACCCAGAGCUCACUUCCUGGCCUGUCACUGGAAUCCUAGACAUGCUGAACAACUUCAGAGAGGAUAACGUUCUGAGUCAGAAAACGACCAUUCACAAUGUGAGCCUUUCCGAGGAUGAUACAACUGUGAUAUAUGGAGAUGACCAUCAUGGCGUGUCCAGAGAGCUCCAGGGUGCAGAGAGUUUUGUGGCCUGGGGAGCUGUGGCCUUCACCUCCGGGAGGCAUUACUGGGAGGUGGAUGUGACACACUCCUCGAACUGGAUUCUGGGAGUCUGUAAAGAUAUCUUGACAAGCAAUACUGUUAUCAGUAUUGAUUCUGAAGAAGCAUUUUUGCUAUUUUCUAUGGAAGUGAACAAUCAUUAUAUUCUCUCCACGAACUCCCCACCCUUAAUUCAGUAUGUGCAAAGGCCUCUGGGUGGGAUUGGAGUGUUUCUGGAUUAUGACAAUGGAACUGUGAGCUUCUAUGAUGUUUGCAGAGGUUCCCUCAUAUAUAGUUUCUUUCCUUCCUUCUUUUCCUCCCCUCUGAAGCCUUUCCUUUGCCUUAGAAAAAUGGAUUCAGACAUCCCAGAAGCCUUCCAGAAAGAGCUCACCUGCCUCGUGUGCCUGAAUUACCUUCUAGACCCAGUCACCAUGGGCUGCGGACACAGCUUCUGUAGGUCCUGUCUCUGUCUUUUCUGGGAGCAAGCCGAAGACCCUGCCAGUUGCCCAGUGUGCAGGCAACGAUCAGAGCAGACAAACCUCAAAACCAAUUAUCUUCUGAAGAAUCUGGUGUCCAUUGCCAGAAAAGCAAAUCUCGGGCAAUUCCUGAACUCUGAGGAAUGUAUGUGUGGGACCCAUAAGGAGACAAAGAAGAUCUUCUGUGAAGCCCACAAGAGCUUGCUCUGUUUGGUCUGCUCUCAAAGUCAGGAGCACAGGGCUCACAGGCACCGUUCCACUGAAGAGGCUGCCGAGGAAUACUGGGAGAAGCUGGCAAACCAAAUGAGAUCUUUAUGGGAAAAGAUCCAAGAAAUUGAAAGAAAUCUCAAGAAAGAUGGCAGAGGAACUGACCCUUGGAUGUUUUAUGUGUAUCGAUAUGGAGACAUGAUUAGGAAAACUUAUCAGAUGGUAACUCCGUUUCUUCAGGAGGAAGAAAAUUACUACUUAGGGAGUAUUAUAAAAGAAAGCCAAAAGAUUUGCAAGCAAAUCAGAAAAAGACAAGAGGAAAUGAGUGGAAAGAAGACAGAACUCAAAGUAAUAUACAAAGAGCUCAUGAAAAUGUCCUAUAAACCAGAUGUGGAGCUGCUCCAGGAAUUGGGAGACAAACUGAAAUGGAGCGAGUCAGCACAGCUGCACAUGCCUCAGCCUCUGCUGCCAGAACUCCGUGCACGACCUAUCACUGGGCUGAUGGACUGGCUUAACCGCUUCCGAGUAAAUAUUGCAUUCAAUAAUGAAGUAAGCAGCCAGCACUUCAGGCUGUUUGAUGACGCGAGAAGUUUGAAGUAUGAGCAUGACAGCCUCUGUGUGUCUUUGGAUGGCAGAACAUCGAAGUAUUUUGCUGCAUGGGGAUCCCAGGGCUUCACCUCUGGCAAACAAUACUGGGAGGUGGAUGUGGACGGCUCUUGGGACUGGGCUGUAGGCGUCUGUAAGGAUUCCUGGACAAGGAAGGAUGAUGGCAUACUGAAGGAAUCCAACAGGGACAGCUUUCUCCUUGUGUGUGUGAAGGAGGAUCAUCAUUACCGUCUCUGGACCACCACCCCAACCACUCCUCUGUACAUAGAGAAACCUCUGGGCAGGGUUGGCGUGUUCCUUGAUUUUGACAGCGGGAGUAUGAGUUUUGUGGAUGUUGUCAAGCGCUCCCUCCUUUGGAGGUACGAGGAUGGCCUGUUCACUUCCCCUGUCAGGCCUUUCAUUUGCACUGGCCACACGUGAGGCGGGCUAAGUCAGGACCCUGACUGGAUGCUCAGGACUCCUUCGCCGAGGCAACCCUUCUCAGGUGCAGCAAGUCAAGGAUACUUCAUUGUCUUUAGUUUCUUUCUACUGUAAUGGAACCUCCUUUUAUUGCCACUUGUUAUAAAGAUAGUGUCAAAUGCAAACUUUUGUUGGUGUCUUCCAUCUUCUUGACAAUAAAAGCUUGCCUUAUAGA
Messenger RNA from Balaenoptera acutorostrata (minke whale), 3038 nucleotides. RefSeq lists its product as uncharacterized. The transcript is spliced from 13 exons. The record is from RefSeq and is a predicted model, not a curated record. Bases 116 to 2824 code for a protein of 902 amino acids. Lineage: Eukaryota; Metazoa; Chordata; Mammalia; Artiodactyla; Balaenopteridae. Gene Ontology annotation, molecular function: zinc ion binding; protein binding.